Messenger RNA from Pistacia vera, 2010 nucleotides. Its product is annotated as protein NRT1/ PTR FAMILY 8.1-like. Gene Ontology annotation, biological process: transmembrane transport; oligopeptide transport. The record is from RefSeq and is a predicted model, not a curated record. The transcript is spliced from 4 exons. Gene Ontology annotation, cellular component: membrane. Bases 153 to 1913 code for a protein of 586 amino acids. Gene Ontology annotation, molecular function: transmembrane transporter activity. Lineage: Eukaryota; Viridiplantae; Streptophyta; Magnoliopsida; Sapindales; Anacardiaceae.
AGGAAAAGUUAUUAUUUGUCUUAAGCUUUAUUUUGAAGUAGAUGGUUGUUCUUAAUCGCUGAUUUAAGUUGUUUGAACCUGGAAAUAAUUGGGUUGAAGUCUAAUUUUCAAUAGAAACAUAAACAAGCCAACACACAAGUCACUGAGAAGCCAUGGGGGAAGAUGAUUCUAACCCAAAAGAUGGAACUUUAAGCAAAUUGGAGGUGGAAGAUGACAAUUUUACGAAGGAUGGGACCGUAGAUUUCAGGGGAAAUCCAGCUAAUAAGAAGGAAACUGGAACCUGGAAGGCCUGCCCCUUCAUUUUAGGAAAUGAGUGUGCUGAAAGAUUGGCUUACUAUGGGAUGGGUACUAAUCUGGUGCUGUACUUCAAGCAUUGUCUAAAACUGAGCAGUGCUAAUGCUACUAAAACCAAUUCGGACUGGGGUGGAACAUGCUACAUCACACCAUUGAUUGGGGCAUUUCUAGCUGAUGCAUAUCUCGGCCGAUUUUGGACAAUUGCCAUUUUCUCAAUCAUUUAUGUUUUUGGGAUGACAUUCCUAACAUUGACAGCAUCAGUACCUGGGCUAAAGCCAACAUGUGAUACAUACGGUAAUUGCCAUGCAACAGAAGCACAAAAGGCAGCAUGCUAUGUGGCACUCUACAUGAUAGCACUCGGCACUGGUGGGAUUAAGCCUUGUGUCUCAUCAUAUGGAGCAGAUCAGUUUGAUGAUGCUGAUGAGGUUGAGAAGAAGCACAAGGGCUCUUUCUUCAACUGGUUUUAUUUUUCGAUCAAUAUUGGUGCUCUUGUUGCUGCUUCCUUGCUUGUCUGGAUACAAGAUAAUGUGGGUUGGGGAUUGGGUUUCGGAAUUCCAGCAGUAGCCAUGGCAAUUGCUGUUAUAACUUUCUUUUCAGGUAGUCGAUUGUACAGGAACCAAAAACCUGGAGGCAGCCCUCUCACUCGUCUCUGUCAGGUGGUGGUGGCAUCCAUAAAGAAAUAUCAAGUUGAAGUACCAGCUGAUAAGUCUCUUUUAUAUGAGACUACUGAUGCAGAGUCCAGUAUCACUGGAAGCCGCAAGCUCGAUCACACCAAUGAUUUUAGUUUCUUUGACAAGGCAGCAGUGGAGACACAAUCAGACCACAUUAAGGGUUCAGUAAGCCCAUGGAGACUCUGCACAGUGACCCAAGUUGAGGAGCUAAAAGCUAUCAUAAGAUUGCUUCCUGUAUGGGCCACUGGUAUUAUCUUUGCUACUGUUUACAGUCAGAUGAACAAUUUAUUUACUUUGCAAGGUGAUAAAAUGAAUACACACAUUGGGAAUUCUAGCUUCGAGAUCCCACCUGCAUCACUUUCCAUCUUUGACACUCUUAGUGUCAUCUUUUGGGUUCCAAUCUAUGACCUAAUCAUUGUGCCUGUCGCAAGAAAAUUCACAGGUCACAAGAAUGGCCUAACUCAACUGCAAAGAAUGGGCACUGGCCUCUUUAUAUCCAUAUUUGCGAUGGUGUCAGCCGCAGUUCUAGAGUUCAUAAGACUUCGGAUGGUGAGAAGACAUAACUACUAUGAACUUGAUGAAAUGCCAUUGUCAAUUUUCUGGCAAGUUCCCCAAUAUUUCCUCAUAGGGUGUGCAGAAGUCUUCACAUUUAUCGGGCAGUUGGAAUUUUUCUAUGAACAAGCUCCUGAUGCUAUGAGGAGUUUAUGCUCUGCUCUCUCACUCACCACAGUCGCGCUUGGGAACUACUUGAGCUCAUUGCUUGUAACCAUUGUUACUGCUAUAACAGCAACCAGUGGGAAGUAUGGAUGGAUACCGGAUAACUUAAAUCAUGGUCACAUUGAUUACUUCUUCUUGCUCUUGGCAGUGCUGAGUGUGUUAAACCUGGGAGUUUUUAUAUUUGUGUCAAAGUGGUAUACAUAUAAAAAGCCAGUGGGUACUCUUCGUUGAUAGUAUAUCCGGUUCCACUCCAUAGUGAAAAACUGAUUGUAAAUAACUUAAGUCUGUUUAAAGAGUCUGCUGCAAAGAAAUCAAUCUCUUUAAAUUU